Messenger RNA from Misgurnus anguillicaudatus (oriental weatherfish), 1257 nucleotides. The record is from RefSeq and is a predicted model, not a curated record. NCBI's taxonomy places the organism in Eukaryota, Metazoa, Chordata, Actinopteri, Cypriniformes, Cobitidae.
AUAAACCUACUUGAGCUUUAGGUUCAUAUCAUGCAACUUUAUAUGAAAAGUUAUAUGAAACAGAUAAAUAUUUGCGAUGCUUCACCAAACAAAAUACAAAGUCUUAUAAGUCUUUAGUUUUGCCAAGCAAUGGACAAAUCAGAUCUGAAGUAAUAUAUCAACAUAUAUACUGUAUACUGUGUAAUGUUUUUGUUUUUCUUUCAGUCGUAUCCUUCUGUGCCUGCUGAACUCAGAGAUGAUUGGAGAGUUUCUAUUGACACUGAACUAAACUUUAGCUCCAUGAGAAAUAUAACCACAUUUGUUUUGACUUCUAUAAGGACUCAGCUGGAGAAUCUUUGCUCUUUUGAAAUUAGAAGAAUUCAGAGGUGUUUAGUGGAUGUGAUUCUGGAUAAAGAAACUGCACAUCCAGCUCUGGAAGUGUCUCAAGAUGGCAAAGCAGUAAGAGGCAGAGGAAACGAUCAUGACAUCCCAAGUGGCCCCAAUCUGGUAGAUGGAGUCCUGGGAAGGUAUCAGAUCAAGUCUGGAAAAGCAUUCUGGUUAGUGGAGGUGGGACAACAAUCGGGCUGGAAACUGGGUGUAGUGAGAGAAAAUGCAAACAGGAGAGGAACGGUCUCCUACAAACCCAGUGAAGGUUAUUGGGUCAUUGUGUUCUCUGGUCCAAACACGUAUGGAGCUUUUGAAGAAAAACCCAUUCAGAUGCAUCUCUCCACCAAACCUCAGAAGGUGGGAGUGUUUGUCGACUACGAGAGCGACGUCAUCUCUUUCUACAAUAUGGACGAUCAGUCACAUAUUUACACAUUCACUCAGUGUAGAUUCAAUGGAACAAUCCGUCCAUAUUUUAACCCUCAUCUCAAUAAAGAUUAUUCAGAUCCAAUGAUCAUUGUACAGUAAAUAACUACAUAUAAAUGACAGUUAAUUAAUAUUAUGGAAUAUAGUAUAGAGUAUUAAAAUAUAAUGGUGAUCAGGGAACUGCGUGUAGGGUUAGGGUAAUAAUGAAAAGAUGAUAGACUUGUAUGUAAUCAUAGAUUUUGAAGUGAUGAGUGACUAUUAGAAUUGUAUUCUUUCUUUAUAUCUAAAUCUAUUAAAAUGUUAAGUUACUUUUAUGUAAACACUCUUAAUGAUUUAUGUAUGAAAUUAGCUUCAUAAAUUAACUUGUCUUCACCUGCUUAGAUUUAAGUAAUAUUGUUAGUUGGGUAAAAAUGUAAUGCUUAUUUUGUCUGAGGCUUGUUCUAAAAAGUAUAAAGAUAUUAAAAUUAA